Aureobasidium pullulans EXF-150 is the source of this 1437-nucleotide messenger RNA. RefSeq lists its product as uncharacterized. The record is from RefSeq and is a predicted model, not a curated record. The coding region runs from base 1 to 1437 and encodes 478 amino acids. Gene Ontology annotation, molecular function: phosphoric diester hydrolase activity. Gene Ontology annotation, biological process: lipid metabolic process. The transcript is spliced from 3 exons. Lineage: Eukaryota; Fungi; Ascomycota; Dothideomycetes; Dothideales; Saccotheciaceae.
AUGGCACCUUCCGUUCUGGAGAUUACACCCUUGCCGGAACAAACUCCACCUAGAGAACCAUCCCCCGCAGAGGUUGAAGAUGGAUACUAUCAACCUAUUCCUUCGCGACGCUGGUAUUCUCUUAUCCUCGAUAUUCUCGACCCUAUGACUCUGAGACAACGUUCUUCUCACGCUCAUCCUCAUCAUAUCUUUACGGAUGAGAGACCUCGUACUUCUUUAUCCGCCAAGAAAGAGCAAUAUGUCGUCACCGAAACGCCUAUACCGGAGCCAGGACCGACACCAACGCUCGAGAAGAGACAUCGAGUAAUUGCAGUUAUCAGACUGGCAUGCAUACUCGUUCCUGUGACUGUGUUGUGUCUAUUUGGUAUUCUGCAUAUUGUGUCGUUCGCUUUGAACGGACAUGCCUUGCUAUUGCAAGACGAUCUUGACUUCUUGCCUGAUUGGGGACAUCCGGGCAAGAUUGGUGCGGGCCUCGCACACUACCCUACUGAUGCUACCCGGGAUGUCAUGCCUAUCCCGGUGCAUUCUCACAAUGAUUACUGGAGGCGGAUACCCCUGUACGAGGCCUUGCAUUACGGAUGUACCGGUGUAGAGGCAGAUGUCUGGCACGUUGGAGACGAUCUAUUCGUGGGCCACAGCACAUCUGCCUUGACCCCCAAUCGUACAUUCAGAAGUCUCUAUGUCGAUCCUCUCAUCGCUCUGCUGGAUAAGCAAAAUCCCCUCACUGCAUUCGCAGAUACUAAGAACCACGGCGUCUUUGACGAGGAACCAGAUCAGACACUAGUCUUGCUAGUCGAUCUCAAGACUGAUGGCCCCACUACGUUCCAAAAAGUACAAGAGCAACUCGAAGGUCUUCGCUCGAAAGGCUACCUCACCUAUUUCAACGGCACACACACGGUUCCUGGUGCGAUUACCGUGGUCGGCACAGGAAACACUCCUUUCGAUCUCUUGACGGCCAACACUACCUACCGCGACAUCUUCUAUGAUGCUCCCCUAGGCAUGCUCUACGAACCCUCUCCGAUCACCCUAACCGACCUCAACGUCGACCCCUCCCUAUCCAAUCUAGCAGAAAUCGACGACUACCACCCUUCCUCAGCAGGUCAAGGCAAAACAGGUCUUCCUGCAGAUACCCCUGCUUCCGCCUUCAACGCAACCACAUCCUACUACGCCAGCUUGAACUUCAAAAGAUCCGUCGGCCGUGUUUGGCGAGGGAAGUUAUCGGAGAGACAGAUGAAGAUAAUCCGUGGGCAAAUCAGGGGUGCCAAGAAGGCGGGCCUGAAAGCAAGGUAUUGGAACACACCAAAAUGGCCCGUCAGUCUUCGCAACCACAUCUGGCAUAUCUUGGUGGAGGAAGGUGUAGGUAUGCUCAACGCCGAUGACCUAGAGGGCGCAGCUAUCGAGGACUGGAGACGAUGGAAGCACGAAUGGUAUGUUUGA